UUCUCCAGUCAGGAUCACUUCAGACGCCAGGAGGAAAUCAAGAGAGCGCCCAGAUGAUCCGUCCCUGCUGUUCGAAGAAAGACUGAGCCAGAUCGAGAUCUAUUUUGCCUCUAGCUGAUCUGUGCAGACGUCACAGCAUGUCUUUCUGUCAGUUUUUGGGCGGCGAGGUCUACAAGGAUCAUUUCAAACCAGGCAUGUAUGUGUGCUCCCAGUGUAACCACCCACUGUUCUCCAGUCGGUCCAAGUUCGCACACUCGUCUCCCUGGCCAGCUUUCACUGAAACCAUCAGGGAGGACAGCGUCACCAAGAUGAUGGAGACUCUCACUGCCUACAAGGUACUGUGUGGCAAGUGUGGCAACGGGCUGGGCCAUGAGUUUGUAAAUGACGGCCCAGAUGAAGGAGUGUCACGCUUUUGAAUAUUCAGCCACUCGCUUAAGUUUGUCCCCAGCAAAGGCAAGGACAAACAGUAAAGAGCGAGGUAAGAGUUUUUCACUCCAGCUGCUGUAUCUGCUGCUCUGUCCAGACUGUUGAACAGGCCGGGUCAGUGUAUGACGUGGACAGGGGAAAGGCCUGAGAUGGACGUCCUGUCCACUGAAGAAUCUUUGACCAGCCUGUGGCACAGUGACAGGACCACACCUCUGCAAAUAUUCCUUUGAAUACCUCAUUUUAAUAUAUAUUAACUCAAAGAUUAUGAUUCCCUCACUCUUGAUAAAAUAUAUCAGUAUAUGCAUGUCAUUUUAGCAAGAUUUAACAAGGUUUUUGAGAUAUAGAAAAAUUAGGCAGUUUUCAUUCAGCCGGCGCUCGCCAGUUAUUGCUGUUAUCUCUUUUUUUAAUCUGUUUAAUUUUACAUUACAUUUUACACUGUUGCUGGUGUCAUUUGGCUUACUCCCAUUUACUUCCCUAAGGUAAAUUUAACCAUAUUAUCUAUGCACUGAAGAUUGUCAAGAUUAACAAAUCAGCUAAAUUUUUGUCCUUUUUGUUAAUGUACUAUAAGCAGGUUUACUUGAACAGAUACGUUUUACAGUGCAAGAAUGUUAAAUAACAGAAUUUUUGUGCAUUCACAUUUUACUUAGAGUAACUCAGUCUAAGAUUUAGAUUUUUUCUCCAUUGUUAGUGUAUUGAUGCUCAAAUGAAGGGAAAAAGUAUCUGAUUUAUUUGCAGUGGUGGCAUUUAAGAACAUUAACUCAAGUACUGUACUUUCUACAAUUUUAAAGUACUUUACUACAAUUCAGAGGGAUGCUUUUAAAAUUUAACAUUCAAAACAUAUGAUGAGUAAAUAAAACACGAUGGAUGCAUUGUUAUAAAUUGAACUAAGAUUAUGUAAAAUAGUUUUAAUUAUAUUUCACCUAAUAAAACUGCAAAAUGCUACUUACACAUAAUGCAUCAGUAAUAAUAAUGUAACACUCAAAGUUGACAAUUAGUUCAUUUUGCUAAUAAUACUUGCAUACUUUUCCAAGAAAGAUAUAUAACUGUAGGGGAGACCAAGUAUGAUUGUAACAUGGGGAGAGUUGUAACAACACGAAUUCCACCGAUUAGAGAUAGGUGAUCAUUUCAGUAUUUACCUACUUCCUCCAGGAUUAGGCAUGCUGUUUGUCAAGUCUAGAAAUGGGUACAUUACGAAUAUGUAGACAAAAAAAUUAUUUUGAGGUCAGAAAGUAAAUUUUUUGACCAAAACUAUAUUUUUCUGAGGCUACACGUGAUGCAUUUUUUCCUUUCUAAUUUUUAACCACUAUGUUUAAACAACACUGGCUGACGGGUGGGAUGGGUUGUAACAGUUCUUUAAAAAGUGCUAUGCAUACUAUAAUAUUGUACAGAGUGCCAUUUGCAGUCUGGGCCCACCAAGCCUGCACUCUAGGGUUAGCAGCAUUCGUUUGUCGACACUUCGACCAGUUCUUCCCAUUCAAAUGUAUUCAUAUGUUGGCGUCUGUAUCGGCCGUCGAUCUUUUCCAUAUUCCGUUUCCGCCGGUGGAGAGGGCAGAGAAGUGUAUGGGCAGCUUGUGAGAAAUUCCAGUACACAAGAAAAAGUCCGGGUACGCCAAAGAGUAAAAUAUAGAAGUUUUAUUAAAAAAUUAAUUUUCUCCUUUUACCAAAUAUGAAAAAGGUCAAUGCGCCCAUGCCAGGAAACUUAAUGUCUUAUAAUUUACUUUAUAGCCCCUUGCUCAAUUCUUUAUUUUUAUUAAAUUAUUAUUGUAUUGGUUCACCUUUCUCUACUUAAAUACUACUGCUCUUUAUUUUGUGGUUACUUCCUAUAAGUAAUUGAUGGUUACAUGUACCAUAUGUAUAAAUUGAAAACAUCUUAUCUUAUCAUCAUGACAAAUGCUUGUUUUUCAGGAUUUCUCCUAACUGGAUGGAUUUGAAAGAGAAGAAAUCUGUAUUUAUGGUUAUGGAGCUUAGCUAAUCAUACAAGCAUUCCUGUAAGUUUUGGAUUGUGUCACAAGCAUAAAGGAGAUAGGAAAGGAAGCAAAGAAUUUGACCAGCUCUUAUCAUGACUGCCACUUAAAUACCUCCAGGUCACUUCACUCAGUUAGGAACCUUCCCAAGGAAAAAAUAAUAUUCUAUUGCAACUCUUAUAUAGGCAGAGGAACCAAUGUUCCCUAGAUUGACCUCAAGAUGGAGUACUCAUCCUGCCAGAUCACAAGUUCCUCUCUACAGAAGAAUAGAUUCCCCAGUUUUGUUUGAGUGAAAAGUCUGAUUAAAAACAAUAAAUAAUAUGUUCUUA
This is a messenger RNA of Micropterus salmoides (largemouth bass), 2719 nucleotides long. RefSeq names its product methionine sulfoxide reductase B1b (gene msrb1b). Gene Ontology annotation, molecular function: peptide-methionine (R)-S-oxide reductase activity. The transcript has 4 exons. Lineage: Eukaryota; Metazoa; Chordata; Actinopteri; Centrarchiformes; Centrarchidae. The record is from RefSeq and is a predicted model, not a curated record.